Messenger RNA from Seriola aureovittata, 1132 nucleotides. Its product is annotated as dual specificity protein phosphatase 13-like. Gene Ontology annotation, molecular function: MAP kinase phosphatase activity; protein tyrosine/serine/threonine phosphatase activity. Gene Ontology annotation, biological process: negative regulation of MAPK cascade; protein dephosphorylation. Gene Ontology annotation, cellular component: cytoplasm. Lineage: Eukaryota; Metazoa; Chordata; Actinopteri; Carangiformes; Carangidae. The coding region runs from base 180 to 764 and encodes 194 amino acids. The transcript is spliced from 3 exons. The record is from RefSeq and is a predicted model, not a curated record.
GUGAGGGUGAUCAACAUUUAGAAUCUAGGUCACUGUUUUAAUUUUAGACCAGGAGCACCUGUCACUGUCAGUACCAACAAGGUUGUAAUAAAGUCUCAAAAGAGUUUGAAAAUAAAUGUUGGUAGAAGAAAUGAUACAAAUGAGGAGUUUCAGAGAAGCAGUUAUUUAGGCAAAUAUAAAUGUGCAUACAGUCAACAAUGAAUAAUCUACAGGAAAAUAGUCCACUUUCUCCUGCCACUCUUUCUGUGAAAGAGUUGGUGAAGGUUUUGUAUGGAGGAAAAAGGUUUGGUAAUCACGCGGAUGAAGUUUGGCCUAACCUGUUCAUUGGUGACAUGUCAGUGGCCAAUGAUCGCUACAGUCUAUGGAAGCUGGGAAUCACUCAUGUUCUGAAUGCAGCUCAUGGGAAGAUGCACUGUCAGGGGAGUCAUGACUUUUAUGGAUCCACCGUGGAUUACUAUGGAGUGCCUGCAGAUGACUCACCGUCCUUUGACCUCUCUCGCUAUUUCUCUCCCUCUGCUGACUAUAUUCAGAAUGCACUUAACACCACUGGCGCUCGGGUUUUUGUCCACUGUGCAGUCGGAGUCAGCAGGUCUGCCUCUCUCGUCCUGGCCUACCUAAUGAUCCACCAACAUUACACCCUACUAGAGGCCAUCAAUAAGGUCAAAGAGCGCAGGUGGAUUUUCCCAAACAGAGGGUUCCUCAAACAGCUUUGUGCUUUGGAUGUGAAACUACGCAAGACAUCACAAGUGCACUUCACUGAAUGAAAUACCAAAAUUAAUUGAUAUUCUAACUUACAGAGCCUCAAAUGCCUUUUUUCCUCAAGACAAAUGAAUGAUUCAGUAUCUGCCAGUGGAGGGAGAUACUGUACUUUGAUUUUAGUUUGUUUCAAGAAUGAUAUCUAAUCAAAUGUAUUUUCCUCAACUCUGCUGCUGCGUUUGAUGUGAAUCAUGCUGCCUUUUCACACGAUACUGAUCCUUAUAUUAAUAGAUAAGUGUAAUCAGCACUUGGCAGAAUACAUUUCUUAACUGAAUAUGAGGCAAGAUGACCUUUGUGUUGUGUUGAAGAAAAAUUAUAUCCAUUAUGUUGUGGGUCAAAUUAACCUAAGAGAUAUAUUUAUUUUAAAACUUUUCAA